Messenger RNA from Oryzias latipes (Japanese medaka), 1995 nucleotides. It is a transcript of the gene rtn2b, whose product is annotated as reticulon 2b. The record is from RefSeq and is a predicted model, not a curated record. Gene Ontology annotation, biological process: neuron differentiation; endoplasmic reticulum tubular network formation; brain development. Lineage: Eukaryota; Metazoa; Chordata; Actinopteri; Beloniformes; Adrianichthyidae. Gene Ontology annotation, cellular component: endoplasmic reticulum membrane; neuron projection; postsynaptic density.
CUUAUACUGCUGACGGAGCUGGGGUCGCCAAAAAAAGCCUGGAGUGCAAGGCAGCAGAAGGAGGGAAGAGGAGCGAGCAGGAUCGCUGUCGAAAUGGCCACCAAACUGGUGGACCUGGUGUACUGGAGGAGCAUGAGGCGGACAGGUGUGGUAUUCACGGGGCUGGUGAUUGGUCUGGCCAGCAUCUUCCAGCUGAGCGCCAUCACAGUGCUUUCUCAUGUCUGCCUGGGUAUCUUGUGCAUCACCUUCCCUCUCCGUCUUUAUUAUAAGCUGCUGGAGCUGCUGCGCUGGAACCCUGGCAUCCACCCUUUUCAGUCAUAUCUGGACUACGAUGUCUCCCUGACAGAUAAGGACACAGUGAUGCUGGUGGAGGAGGUGGUGCUGCUGGUCGCCUUUGCUGUCACAGAAAUCAAGCGGCUUCUUUUUAUCGAUAACCUGAUCGAUUCCAUCAAGUUCGUUUUGCUCCUUUACCUGCUAACCUAUGUUGGCACAGUGACCAACGGACUGACCCUUAUGAUUGCAGCUGUGAUAGGUGUUUUCUCCCUUCCUCUGUUGUACAAAAAGCAGCAGGUGCGGAUAAGAAGGAUGGCGAGAACCUUCAGAAGUUUGGUGAAGAAAGUCAGAAACCAGUUGGACAGUCUGUAUGGGUCAGUGACAUCCUCCGCUCCCUCUGCCCCUCCAUCAAAACCUGCCCUGCCGCCUGCUGCUGCCGCUGCCCCCAAACAGAAAGCCAAGUCAAAGUAACUUGACUGCACAGUGAGAAGAUUCAGGAAUAUUUGGAAAAUGUUGGAAUGGUUCAUCGUCUGUGGGGCUGCUGAUGGGGGCAGCUCAUUUCCAUAACUCCACCAUGAUUGUUUAAAGGGAGCAACACUUAACUGAGUCUGACAGCAGAAACAAAGCUGCCAUUCACGCAAGGAGGAGGAGGGGAGUUUCAUUCACUGACAUGCUCUCCGCGGGCUGCCUUUAACAUUCACACAGUUGUCCUGUUUUAACUGGGAGAACAAUCAUUGAGUAUACUUGUCCAUUUUUCAUUCUGGACUGCAUACAUUCAAGAUAGAUAACUGACAUUGCUCCCUCUUUCUGAUUGUUGGCAAAUUAUGGAAUGGGCCAUAAAUUGCCAACAAUCAGCAUUAAAAGCGUUGACCUGGUGCACUUUUAAGCAGCAAAUCUGAAAUAAUAAUGCCAGCAUUGUUUUGCUGCAGCCAGCUGUACUGCUAUUUAUUCAGGCCCUAACAGUUACUUUGUUUUCCUCUUGGUUUCAUGCAAUUGGAAGCUACUUUAUCUGGAAUGCAACAACAAAAUGCACAUUUCUUUGAAUAAGAUUUGCACAAAAAAUGUAAAGUAACGUCUUCAAUGAAACUGAUGGUUCUGUAGAAAUGUAGUAAAUUAAUUCGGAGCACCCCCCCCCCCCCCAGUCAGCAGGAUUUCAGAGUGACCCCCACUCGUCCUGUAAAACACUCUCAGGCAAUCUCAGGGGACUUUUCAGCAGAUUUUACCAUGCUCUGUCUAACUGUUGCUUUUCGCAAAUGAAUACAUGUUAUCGGCAAAUAUCAGAGUAAAAAGACACUCAUUGGUCUACUAUAGAAAUUUACAAAGAAAUGUUUGGAUUACAAGAAAAAAAAAGAAGCAAAUUAACGUCAUAAUUUACAGCUGUUGGGGACUAAAAACCUUUGGUGAUGUAACAGAGGUAAAAACACAUGAAAUAAAAACAGGUAAAUAAUUAUUUAGGAUUCUACCUUCACUUUAUGUCAAACGUACAAAUAUUUGGUCAAAUCAAUUUAAUCUCAAUUAAUUUUGUUUGAGUAUUUUUUUGUUCUUUAAAUGCAUUUAGUAUUUCCAAUGAGCAGAUGCUCUUGGUGCUACAACAUAUUAGCACAUACAGUACAUAAAAUGAGUGUCCUUUCAGAAACAUGAUGCUGAAGUAAAUGACGAGCAAGCUUUUCCUGUUUGUGUUAACUAGUCGCCAAAUCUGAAACAGUAAACAGUGACUUUAGA